AGCUGUGGUUGUGACGAUCUACAGGAUGGGUUUUCCUGAAGCUGCCAGUUCUUUUAGAACUCAUCAAAUUGAGGGGGUUCCAACCGGCUCUGCAGUUGAUGGAUUUAAGGCAAAUUUUGUCUUUAAGGAGAUUGAGAAGAAGCUUGAAGAGGAAGGGGAAGAGUUUGUGAAGAAAAUCGGUGGUAUUUUUGCCUUCAAGGUGAAGGAUAGCCCUGAGGGUAAAGAAGCCACCUGGGUGGUGGAUGUGAAGAAUGGCAAAGGGUCAGUGCUUCCUAACUCAGAUAAGAAGGCUGACUGCACAAUUACAAUGGCUGACUGCGACUUACUGGCUUUGAUGACUGGUAAAAUGAAUCCUCAGUCGGCCUUCUUUCAAGGCAAAUUGAAAAUCACUGGCAACAUGGGUCUGGCUAUGAAGUUACAAAAUCUUCAGCUUCAGCCGGGCAAAGCUAAGCUAUGAAGAACUUUUGCAAAUUAAGAUGAGAUAUAUAGAUAUCUGUCCAUAUACUUCAUUGUCAGAACUUAGAUGGAAACUACACAUUGGCAAAUAGCGUGAGAUUUGUUUUUAAAUGGGUGUGACCAGUCCUGUUUUCCGAAGCUCUGGGUGGACAGAGCCUGAUGAUGUACUACUGCUAGCUGAAUUGCAUACAACUGUGCAUUACAAAGUUAAUAUGGUAAUUAUGGUUUGGGGUAACAUUGAGUUUCAGAAUAAAAUUAGGAACAGCAAAAUCUAAAAACUAUGUAAACAAAAGCUCUCAUUUUGCUUAUAAAGUAUAUUUAAAAUCUUUCUGCUGAAGAUUCAACUUAAGGUUUCCUCUGGAGAACUAGGGAAGAAACCGAAUGCCAGGUGCUAGCCAGUAAUUAGUGUUGUACACUUAAUCUAUUUUCCAUUAAUAGUUUUUAAAACUCUGUACUGAGAUAUUUUAAAAAAGACUGAAAUUUUGCAUUUCAUGCCACCGAAUGGUAUUUUUUCCCAAAUCAAAAUAAAUCUGAUCAGAGUUUGGGGGAAAAAAAUCUACAACUGAAUGUAGGCCUAUUUUUAAAAUAAAAACAUUUUUAAAAUGACUUUCCUUCUUGAAAAAAAAUCCUUGUAUUGGUCAUAAAACGCUGUUGUUAAAAAUAAUUGAACAAAUAAAGCUCGCUUUGAGAUGCACAGCUUUUAAACUAUCUGUAAAGUGCUCAGUCCUUUGUUCUCAUAUUCCUAUUUCAUAUAAAUUUAGUUUAAUUAAUUAUCCACAUUUAAUUUAUCUUCCUGCUUUUUCUAAUGCUAAUGUUAUUUCUUAUACCUUAUUAAGAUACGGGGUAAAAUAAUGCUUUUGGAAGAAUGUUUAACAGAAAAUUAAAAUAGCUCUUCCUGAAAAAAAAAAAA
Lutra lutra (Eurasian river otter) is the source of this 1366-nucleotide messenger RNA. Its product is annotated as sterol carrier protein 2-like. The record is from RefSeq and is a predicted model, not a curated record. NCBI's taxonomy places the organism in Eukaryota, Metazoa, Chordata, Mammalia, Carnivora, Mustelidae. The transcript has a single exon. The coding region runs from base 26 to 457 and encodes 143 amino acids. Gene Ontology annotation, cellular component: cytosol.